This is a messenger RNA of Aspergillus affinis, 501 nucleotides long. RefSeq lists its product as uncharacterized. The transcript has a single exon. The record is from RefSeq and is a predicted model, not a curated record. The annotation marks the transcript as partial. NCBI's taxonomy places the organism in Eukaryota, Fungi, Ascomycota, Eurotiomycetes, Eurotiales, Aspergillaceae.
GCCGACUUGCUGCGUAGUGUCGAGACGCCCGAUCCUGAUACAGCAGACCCCAUCGAGCAGGGGGUCCAGAUCCUGUUCCACACAAUCGACCAGUUGGCGCGGAAGAGCCAGCGGACGGUCCAGCGGUGCGGACAGGCAAUCCGCAUGGAGGCCGUACGCACGCAGGCGGGCGAGCUGCCAUACCAUCCGCUGAUCGCGUACAUGGACGAAAACAGCGUCCAGAAACACGUGCAGCCGUGGCAGCAGAUAGUCGGGUUCUUCGCGCGCACCCAGCAGCCGCACGACUGGGUGAGUCCCGUGUAUCAGUUUACCGCACGGCAGCAGCAGAAAUGGGCGCGGCUGUGGCAACUGGUCCAGUACCCGGAGCCGCAGCCGGAGCUGCAGGCGGUCGACGAGGCGCUGCAGCCGUGGCUGCUGGAAUGGCGCGAGCAGGCCUGCUUGGAGUUCUGCGUUGAGCUGCUAAAUCAGCGCCACCGCACGCACGAAUACGAAAGCGCACUG